AUGCCAGCGGUCGAGCAGUGGAGGAAAGCAGCUGACGCUGCCGGGCCAAGUCGCCGGUCACUACUCAGAGGCAUCAACAGUCUGUACAAGACCCGAGACUACAGCGACCUGGUCAUCAAGUGCGGGUCUCGAGAAUGGGCACAUGAGACCAAAGACGCCGUCAUCGAACUUCACCACGAGCAUGAGGAUGUUAUCGACCAACUUGUCGAAUACCUCUACACCUCCGAGUAUGACGACGAGUUGAGCAUGACUUCCCACAGUCCGCACGGCCCUAUGCAUUUCGACGUGAAGAUGUACACCGCAGCCGACAAACUAGACAUCCCCGACCUGGCCGACCUUGCCGUCGAGAAGUUCAUCGCUCGAGCCGAGCGCUACACUGGCGAGAAGGACUUCUACGGCGCCGUGCACGAGCUGCACAAGGAAGCUCCAGAUACGGCCACGAAAAUGCGAGACGCGAUCGUCACAGCGACCAUCCGGGAUGCUCACGUGCUGUUCCAAAAGGACCUCGACAGUCUCGUCGCCGACAAAAACUUUCAGCGCCUGGUCUGCGACGUCCCGGCAUUCGGCAUGGAGGUCGUCAUGGAGCUUUCGAUGAGAGUCGAGGAGAAGAGCGAGGGAUUGAGGGCACUGAAGGCACAUUUCAAGGACAGUGAGACCUGGCAUUGCGGGAAUUGCGAGGUGAAUUUCCACGUCACCAACUUCAGCAAAACUCACUGCAUGCGUUGCCCAUGCUGCCAGAAAGAUGGCCUUUCCAUGAUUCAUCGAUCCAUGUCGACCCUCUACCAAAGUGAUUGGAACUGCGACCUCAUCAUCAAAGGCGGGUCGGAGAAGGAGUGGAAGGCGCACACCAUCAUUGUCUGUCUUCAGUCAGACGUCUUCAAGAAAGCGUGCAAACCCGAGUGGCAGGUGAGAGAUGCCGACAAUACCUCCUCGCCAACACCAACAGCUUCCACUGACACUUCUCCGUCGCCGAAGAAGGACUCGAAGCAGAGUGUGAUCGACCUCAGCGACGAGCGGGACUUCAUCAUUGAGCAACUCGUUCGGUUCCUCUAUCUCGCCACAUACGACACCGCAUUCUGCAAGAAGACUGAUAGCCCUUUGGGUCCGAUGCAAUUCAACCUCAAGAUGUUCAUCGCUGCCGACAAGUAUGAUGUUCCUGACUUCGCCGACUACGCCAAGAAGAAGUUCCUGUCCGAGCUCGACAAAGUCGAUAGCCCGGCCGAAGAGCAAGACUUCAUCCGUGCAGUGAAAGAACUAUACAAAGCAGGCCCGACCAGCGCCGCCGAGCUACGAGCCAAAGCAGUCGAGGCGGGUACCUCGAACGCGCACAUCCUGCUCGAGAACGGACUCAAGAUGUCCAGUAAGAGCAAAGGAGACGACCUCACGUUCCACCGACUCAUUCGAGACUUCCCCGAUUUCGGUGAUCCUAUUGUGCUCACGCUUUCCGUGGCUUUUGCUGAGAAGAAGAAGAGCUUUACCAGCACUUUGAUGUGCCGCUGUGACGCCUGUCGAAACCAGUUCAACAUGACGUGGGUUCGAAACGACGUCAAGGUGUACUGUCCAGUUUGCAGAGAGCCAGCGAGGAGGCUGUAUUGA
Messenger RNA from Zasmidium cellare ATCC 36951, 1596 nucleotides. RefSeq lists its product as uncharacterized. The record is from RefSeq and is a predicted model, not a curated record. The transcript is spliced from 4 exons. NCBI's taxonomy places the organism in Eukaryota, Fungi, Ascomycota, Dothideomycetes, Mycosphaerellales, Mycosphaerellaceae. The coding region runs from base 1 to 1596 and encodes 531 amino acids.